This is a messenger RNA of Vespula vulgaris, 1972 nucleotides long. RefSeq names its product cytochrome P450 9e2-like. The transcript has a single exon. Gene Ontology annotation, molecular function: oxidoreductase activity, acting on paired donors, with incorporation or reduction of molecular oxygen; monooxygenase activity; heme binding. Bases 175 to 1719 code for a protein of 514 amino acids. The record is from RefSeq and is a predicted model, not a curated record. Lineage: Eukaryota; Metazoa; Arthropoda; Insecta; Hymenoptera; Vespidae.
AUAAUCAUUGCUUCAAAUACUUCAAGUGGUAUAAAAUCAUCUACUGUUGCUAGUCACUCCCAGCUACUCGAGUCGAUAACAAGUCUUAUAUCAUUUUUGUCGGUACUUUCUAUUUCUUCAAGAGUUUGAAGUCUUGUGUUUUAAUUGAAGAAGAAUUUGAAACAUUCUCGAACGAUGGAGAUUUUUAUGACCGUUUUAACGAUUCUCGCUAUUGGCCUGGCACUUUAUUAUUUCCGUCUACGUGAUACGUCUUAUUUUAAAGAAAAAGGAUUGCUACACGAUUCUCCAUUGCCUAUAUUCGGCAAUAUGGCACCUUAUUUUUUUCGACGGAAACCUGUAUAUUUAAUAUUGGCAGAUUUAUACAAUAAAUAUUCACAAACAAAGUACUUCGGAUUUUACGAUUUCAUGAGCCCAGUUAUUGUACUUCGUGAUCCUGAAAUAAUCAAUUCAAUUGGGAUAAAAAACUUUGAUAACUUUUGCGAUCAUACUAGUUUCGUUGCUGAAAACGAACCCUUAAUGGCGAAGAACCUUUUUCAACUGCGUGGUGAUACAUGGCGUGAAAUGAGAAAAAUUUUAAGUCCUACAUUCACCUCGAGCAAGAUGAAGAUGAUGUUUGGAUUGGUACAAGAAUGUGCUGAAAACUUUGUUAAUCAUAUCGCGAUAAGGUCUGAAAAAGGUUGGACAACCGAAAUGAAAGACAUUUUUACGAACUACACGAACGACGUAGUAGCGACAACUGCUUUUGGUAUUGGUAUUGAUUCUAUAAAGGAUCCGAAUAACGAUUUCAUUACGCUCACUAAGACGGUUCUAAAUUUUGACAGUAUCGUUUCUACGAAAUUACUUUUGGGUAGAAAUUUUCCGUGGUUAUUCAAAACGUUGAACAUUAAACUAUUUGGUGAAAAAACACGUAUCUUUUUUCGCAACGUGAUCAUUGAUAGUAUUAAAACGAGAGAAGAGAAAGGUAUUAUUCGACCUGACAUGAUUCAAAUGAUGAUGGAAUCGAGAGAGAAAAUGCACAUAUCUUAUGAUGAUAUGACGGCACAAGCUUUCGUGUUUUUCCUUGCCGGAUCAGAUUCUACUGCAACGUUUAUGUGUUUUCUUGCUCACGAAAUAGCUGUAAACAAUGAAGUUCAAAUCAAACUGCGAGAGGAAAUCGAUCAAAGUCUGAAAAUAACAAAUGGUCAACCUACCUAUGAUGUUAUUAUGAAUUUGAAAUAUUUAGACGCAGUGAUCAAUGAAACCUUAAGACUAUAUCCUUUAACUUCUUUUGUGGAUAGAUAUUGUUCAAAAAGUUUGGAAUUACCGCCGGCAAUACCUGGAGGAAAAUCAUUCACGUUAAAACCUGGAACAAGCGUUUGGUUUUUACCUUAUUCCAUACAUCGUGAUCCAAAAUAUUUUCCAAAUCCAGAGAAAUUUGAUCCAAACAGAUUUAUUGAUGGAAACAUUGAUCCAUUUGUUUAUUUUCCAUUUGGUAUUGGACCAAGGAUUUGUAUAGGCAAUAGAUACGCUCUUAUGAUUUGUAAAGUCGUAUUUUUCCAUCUCUUAGCUCGUUGUGAACUUGAGAUAUGUUCUAAGACUUCGAUACCAAUAAAAUUUAGUAAAAAGAGCAUGGUCAUGACGGCUGAAAAUGGUUUUUGGUUGAAAAUUAAUGCUCGAAAAUCCACCCUACCGGAAAUAAUAAAAAAUGGUGAAAUAAGUAAUAACGUUGAACGUAAAUAAUUGAAGAAGUAAAUAAUAAAAUCAGGUAGAGUGAAAUUCUGAUUGAAAUUACUCACUAAAGAUGGUAAUAAAUAGUAAUAAUCGUGCUUCGGUAAAAUCGAGUAAUACAAUUAAUACAAAUACGAUAAAUAAAAAUUGGGUGUAGUAAUAUGAAGAAAAUUUGAAAAAGUAGUUCUACGAUAGAAAAAGAUUCUGUUGUAAUAUAUCGAAUAAUAGUGAAUAAAAGAAAUGCUAAUUUGCAAGAAAAAAAUAA